This is a messenger RNA of Penicillium subrubescens, 1047 nucleotides long. Its product is annotated as FAD-dependent oxidoreductase. Bases 1 to 1047 code for a protein of 348 amino acids. Lineage: Eukaryota; Fungi; Ascomycota; Eurotiomycetes; Eurotiales; Aspergillaceae. Gene Ontology annotation, molecular function: sarcosine oxidase activity; flavin adenine dinucleotide binding; saccharopine oxidase activity. The transcript has 3 exons. The record is from RefSeq and is a predicted model, not a curated record.
AUGGACAAAGACACGAGAAUUAUUUUCAUCGGUGGUGGCUGCUUCGGCAUUUCGACAGCAUAUCAUCUCGCACAGCGAGGCUACACUUCCAUUCGUGUCUUGGAUCGAUACCCUCCGCCCUCAUGUGAAGCUACCUCAACGGAUAUCAGCAAGAUCAUUCGCAGCGAUUACAACGAGCCCUUUGCCGCCAACUUAUCGAAGCCUUUCGUUGGGGGCUCUAUUGAAACAUGCAAGAAGCUCGGGGUAAGGGGUAUCGAGCGACUUACGCCAGAGAUGAUUCGCUCUCGCUUUCCUGUGGUUACUGGUAAUUUGGAAGGGUGGAAUUCCAGCGUUUGGAAUCCGACUGCUGGCUGGGCGGCUGCUGGUCAGGCUCUGGAGCGGAUGGCUAAUGCUGCUAUGGAGAAAGGCGUCCAGUAUAUCUCUGUAGAGACGAAGGGGCAUGUACGGCAAAUAAUAUUCGACGAGUCGACUGGUCAAUGCAAAGGAGCUUUUACUGCAGAUGGCACCAAACAUGAAGCCUACUUGGGCAUUCUCGCUGCUGGCGCGUGGACACCUUCUUUGCUAGAUAUGCACGGCCAGUUGACGGCCAAGGGCCAUGCUGUUGCCUAUAUCCAGCUUACUCCUGCCGAGACAAAGUACUAUUCCUCUUUCCCAAUCAAGGACAACCUUGAACUGGGCUACUUCUUCCCUCCACAAGAAGAUGGAAUCUUCAAGAUGGCCCACAGUCAGUUCAUUACCAAUAUGCAAACCAACAAAAACUCGAACAUCACUACUUCAAUCCCCCACACCUUUGUGCAGGCACCGAAUGACGGCCUCCCCCUGGAGAUCGAAGCUCAAAUGCGCCGUAACUUACGACGUGUCCUACCCGAACUGGCCGAUAGACCGUUCUGUUAUACGCCGCACGGGUUUACAUUCCUUCCCGUCAUUGGGAAGUAUGUGGCAGCCUUGCUCGAGGGAACACUGGCCCCGCAUAUUUUCAGCAAAUGGCAGUGGCGCGCUGGGCAGAAGGUUGAAGUCAAGAAUCUAGCCCACAUGGACCCUGAAUAG